AUGUCUGAACAAUCAGUUAGUAUCACACAAUUACUUGAUACAUUUCAAUUAUUUGAUAAGAAUAAAGAUGGUUCUAUUAGUUCAAGUGAACUUCGAUCAGCAUGUGAAAAAUUACAUAUGCCAAUUAAUGAAAUAAAAAUGAAAGAAUUAUUUCAAAGUCGUUCUAGUAUAUCAUUUGAUGAAUUUUGUCGUAUAAUGCAAGAUUAUGGUCAAUAUGCACAUGAUGCUUAUUUUCAAGAAACAUUUCGUGCAUUUGACAGAAAUUCUGAUGGAUAUAUAACAGCUAAAGAAAUAAAAAAGACUAUGAAAGAUCUUGGUGAACCACUAACUGAUAAGCAAGCCAAAGAUAUGCUUAAAACAGCUGAUGUAAACGGUGAUGGAAAAUUAUCUCAAGAAGAAUUUCGUAUUCUAUUUGAUUAUAUAACACAACAUACUACAACUCCACCAAUAACACCAAAUUAUGAUAAAAAACGAUCAUUAGAUAGUCCAUUUAAAACACAAACUGAUUAA
Rotaria sp. Silwood2 is the source of this 510-nucleotide messenger RNA. The record is from the annotation of a GenBank genome assembly. Lineage: Eukaryota; Metazoa; Rotifera; Eurotatoria; Philodinida; Philodinidae.